CUCCGUUAAAAAUCUUUCAAUGUAGAUGGUUGUUCGCAAUGGAUUUCCACUGUAAGUUGACGUCGACAAAUGUGAAUUACCACAUCAAAAAUGUGUAUUAACGUAUAAGUCUCGCUUCCGUGAUCGAUCUGUUUGGCCGCGAGUACCCUUACUUACCUAGUGGUCGAACGAACAUCCGAAUAUGGAGGAGCUGGCGUGCGUUCGGUGCAUGAGCUCCAAAUUUCGGAAUCCAAACCUCGUGUUCAGUUUCAACGUUUGCGGACAUACCAUGUGCGCCAAUUGCAUCGAAGUAGCGUUCAUGAAAGGUGAAUAUUCUAUAAAUUCGUGUUAAUUGUUCGUAGGUACUUGUGGUGAAAUAAAAAUCAUUCCCGGGUAUUGACUUAAAAUGUAGGUAUAUAGAUAGAUGGUUGGAAUAAACAUGGAAAUAUUGAUCUGCAGGUUAUAUCAUGAUAGCAUCUAAAUAAAAUGUUGCGUAUUUAAAUAAAGAUAAUUAAUUACCUACCGAAUAUAUUUCAAAAUUUGACAAUCUUUAGCUACAUACACAGGUAUUCUAUGCUUUAUGUAUUAUGAAAACCAAUGUGAUUUCACUAAUCAUAAUAGUUGUUAACACAUAAUAAUUUGAGAAAAUUUCCUUGCUGGGCUAUUCGAUUACAUUUUAGAUUCCCCACUGAUAAAGGUAUUUUGAAUCAUCUACGAUCACUUACGUCAAUUCAAAGGCAAUAUUAUGUUUUAUACUUUUGAUAAUAUAUGCUCAAAGCUAUGCCUAUAUUAAAAACUGUCAUAUGAUCGCUGGAAUUCCUUUAUUAUUUACAUGCAUUACCAAUUUGCCCUACAUAAAUUUUAACCAGUAUUAUUAUUACUUUGGUGCUUGUAUAUUACAAAUUAAGAGAAAAUGUCUAUGAUUUUAUGUCUGAACAAAAAGCUAACAUAAUAGAUAUUUAAACAACUUGUAUUUAUUAAAUAGAUAGGAAAUUAAAGUGGAAAAAUAAUUGGCUAUUCGAAGACAAAGUUAUUUUUGAACUUCAUAACUUCUGUUCAAAUCUAUGCCUAAAUUAAUACAACACAACGGUCGCAUAAAGGUUUUUACCAUUUUAUUGCAUUACCAAUGUGUUUUACAUCAUAUUUUUUAUGCAUGUUUUACAAUAACUGCAACUCAACGAUAACACGUCUUGUGGUAUUUUUUCAAAUAUUAGUUUUCAAAACUAGCGUAUAUAAUGUGCUGUAAAAUUCCUAAGGGGUUUUUUUUUCUAUGUAUAAUAUAAAAUACAUCUGCUCACACUAAAUAGUGGUACAUCAAAUAAACGUACUUAGCUAAUCUUACUAUUUAUUUGAAAAAACCCACGCAUUUUGUUUUCUAUCCUAGAUUGAAGACCAAGAUCUGGGGACCUGUAUCAAUGGUAAUAAUGACUGGUCCAUAGAAUUAAAUAGCCGAAUCAUCAAGGCAGAAAAUGCAUCUUUUUCAUUAUCCAAAUACCUUAAAUCUAAACUGUUUUCUAGAAGAACCAGAGUAUACCAUUACAAGGUGAUAGUUAUAUCGACACUAACAUAUGGACGUGAGGUAUGGCCGUUAACAAGCAGAAUGGAACAAAAACUUAUGUUGUUCGAAAAUAAAAUACUGAAAAUCAUCUGCGGUCCAAUAUACCACAACGACCUGGGAUGCCGAUGCAGAAGAAUCAACAAAGACACCCGAGAAUUGACAGGAGUACUAAGGAUAACCAACUUUAUAAAAGCACAAAGAAUAAAAUGGUUUGGGCACAUGAUGAGAAGGUCUAACUCAGAGUACCUUAAAAUGGUGGUCGUAUGGAAACCUACAGGGAAGAGACCAAGAGGACAUCCAAAGUAGCGAUGAAUAAAUGGAAUAAAACAGGACUUAAAGAAACUAGUGAUACCAAAUUGGUAAGAAAAAGUGAAAAAGUACAGAAUUGAGAAGAGUGAAAGGAGGUGUCGGGGGCGGCAAAACCUCUUGAAGAGUUGUGAUGUCAAUGAAGAAGAAGAAGAUUGAAGACCCCUGGUUUGAGACAAAACUGCCACGAGGUGCGGCAGCGUCAAGUCUCAGUUCUUGUAAAACGGACUAUGGUAGUUUUUAUGCAUACCAAUUUGUAUUCAAAUACAUCUAUAUUAUCAAAUAUGGCUAUUCGAAGACAAAGUUAUUUUUGAACUUCAUAACUUCUGUUCAAAUCUAUGCCUAAAUUAAUACAACACAACGGUCGCAUAAAGGUUUUUACCAUUUUAUUGCAUUACCAAUGUGUUUUACAUCAUAUUUUCUUUAGUCAAAUGUAUUACUAGUAGUUUUUAUGCAUACCAAACUGUAUUCAAAUACUUCUAUAUUAUCAAAUAUGGCUAUUCGAAGACAAAGUUAUUUUUGAACUUCAUAACUUCUGUUCAAAUCUAUGCCUAAAUUAAUACAACACAACGGUCGCAUAAAGGUUUUUACCAUUUUAUUGCAUUACCAAUGUGUUUUACAUCAUAUUUUCUUUAGUCAAAUGUAUUACUAGUAGUUUUUAUGCAUACCAAUUUGUAUUCAAAUACUUCUAUAUUAUCAAAUAUGGCUAUUCGAAGACAAAGUUAUUUUUGAACUUCUUAACUUCUGUUCAAAUCUAUGCCUAAAUUAAUACAACACAACGGUCGCAUAAAUGUUUUUACCAUUUUAUUGCAUUACCAAUCUGUUUAACAUUUUUUUUAUUAUUAUAAUUAUUUAGUAUAUAUAUUGGUAUUUUCUUGAGUUGUUAGGAUUGAAGUAUUUAAUAAAUAAUGAAACUUAUAAAAAUAAUUAUUUUUGGUGUGUACAUUAAAUAAUUUAAAAAUAUUUUGAAUAAAAACCAACCCAGACAUCUAUUUCAAUAUUGACCUCUUUAAAAUACCAUCUGUAUCGUAAUAUCUGUCUAUAAAUAUCUAUACACAAAUACAACACAACACUGUUGAAAAAAAUACAAUCAAUACAUCACUAGCAUCAUCAUUUAGGUAGAUAGCAGGUACUUUGUUAGUUUAAAUUUCAAAGUUGAACUUAAUCUUAAUUUAGAAAAUAAUUCAGUAGCUAUAUAAACAAUAAAUUAUAUUUUGGUGGAAGGCGAGUUCUUUUUUUGAUGGAAUGGUAACAGAUGUUUAAUUUUUUGUCUAAAUUAUAAAAUAUUUCCAUAGGUACCUAACAGAUUUUAUAGUAAAACAAUAAAAUAGUCAAAACGUUGCCAAAAGUUAUUUUAAAACCAUCAUGUUGAUCAUUUAUAAAACACAGCAAGCAUUUUAUUACUUAACCUAUUUACCAUGUUACAAAACACAAUUCUUUAAAGUAUAGUUAAGAAUAAAAAUACAUAUUAAUAAUAAUUAAUAAUAUUAUGUUAAACAAAUUUUUAAUAAUUUUAUUUAUAAUUGCAGGUUCUGGACCUUGUCCAAAAUGUCUACUUCCUCUGCGCCGUAAUGGUUUUAAACUUCAGCAGUUUGAAGACGCUUCAGUUGAUGUCGAAGUAGAAACACGAAAACGAAUAUUACAAGACUUCAAUAAGAAUGAAGAUGAUUUUGAGACUUUGGAUGAAUAUAACGAUUAUUUAGUAGAAAUCGAAGAUAUUAUUUAUAAUUUAGUUAAAAACAUCAAUGUAAUCGAAACAAAAGAGCGUAUCGAGCAAUACAAAAGGGAAAAUAAAGAUAUAAUUAUGAAAAAUAGAAUGAAAUGUAAACGUGAUGAACAAGCAUUAGAAGAAUUGAUUGAAGAAGAACUUAUGCAUACACAAUAUAAAAGAGAUGAAGUUUUAAGAGAUGAAGCUGAACAAAGAAAUAAAAAAAUGCGUGUAGAUGCUGAAUUGAUCGAUAGUUUAGCACGUUCGAAUUCUGAUGCUAGGGAUAUUGUUAAUACGUAUGCACAUAAAAAAGAAGAAAUCCCUGUUGUAAAAUCAAAACCAGUUUCCAAACAACCGAUAAACUUUACAAAGUUUUCAACUGGUGUCAAAUACAAUCAAUCUACUAUGUCGAUUCCAAUAAAAGAAGGUCCAUUAUUCAAAUAUGAAUCAGUUUCUCAUGAACUUAAUGGUCCUUUGUGCCCGGAUAUUUCACAUUUGGAAUCUUUAGGAUACAUGAAAUACAUCCGAGGAGAGACUACUCAAGAACUCGCAGGUGGAUUUUUAAUAAAAACAUCAUGCUUGCAUUAUGUACAAGAGUGUGUUUCGGCAUUAUAUGAAAGAAAGACUGGUAAAGUAUGAAAAAUAUAUUUAAAUUCCCAUACUUUUAUGUGUGUAUCCAUUAUCAAAAUGUUAAAAUUUUAUUUUUUUAAUUAUUUUUAAGUUAAUAUUGAAUAUGUCAUGACCUACCUAAUUUAUAUGUGU
Cinara cedri is the source of this 4313-nucleotide messenger RNA. The record is from the annotation of a GenBank genome assembly. Lineage: Eukaryota; Metazoa; Arthropoda; Insecta; Hemiptera; Aphididae.